AUGUCUCAAAACUUACGUAAAGAAGCUGCUACUCGAGCUUCUCGACGCGCGAGUAGUAAUGCUAAACCAUUGGUUUCCGUUUAUACAAGCAGUACACCCCUGAGCAGUCGUCAUAAUACUGACGACGAGGACUUAUGGAGUGAAACUUCAGCAGACACUGUCGAUUCUUGGGCUUCUGCUGGCAGUAAGAAUGCUGAAGAUGGAGUUUUAGAAGAAGUAAAUUGGGAAGACGAAGUUCUACAGAAUAUUGAAGAUUUAGGAGAAAAAAGAACAAGUACAAGAGAAGGAUCUUUAACAAAGUUGAUCCGCUUUCUCUCUCUUAAGUAUGCGGCAGAUCUCCUUGAUACUAGGCGUGAAACUUUACUGGAUCUUUUGUGCCGCUCGGUCAGGAAGGAUAAAAGUUAUAAAGAAAGUCGAUUAGCUGCUAAAGUGAUGUCGUUACUUUUUAUUACUAUUGGUGAAAGCCAAGAAUCUAUGUAUAAUAAUGUAUUAUCUUUAUUAAAAUAUACUAUAACAAAUAAUGCAUCAAAAGAAGUCAAGUGCGCUUGUAUCCAGACAUUAAGUCUAGCAUGCUUUAUCUCAGCUUCAUAUGCUGAUGCCAUAGAGCUUCUCAAUUUUUUCAAUGAUAUUAUAGUGACUAAUGGUAAAAGUGUUAAUGCGAAUAAUGAAGGAAAUGUAAUAGAAAGCGCUCUAAACGCUUAUGGUUUACUAUUCUCUGGGCUAUGGGGUGAUAGUAAAAGAGGUUCAGAUAAAGCUAAGGAAGUAUUUGAGCAUAUUAUGCCGGGUCUUAUUAAACAGCUUGAAUCUAGCACUAUGGAAGUUCGCGUUGCUAGUGGUGAAAUUAUUGCAUUGAUGUUCGAAUCUUUAGGAAUCGGAAAAGUAAGUGGCACAGAGGAAAAUUGGGGUCAACCACCAGACGAAUAUGAUGAUAAAGGUGAAGUUGGUUACGAUAAUAUGGAUCAUUUGACUCAACUCUUGAACACGUUGGCCACAGAUAGUAAUCGCCAUCGCGCAAAAGCUGAACGUAAAGUUCAGAGGUCUGUGUUCCGAGAUGUACUCAAAACUGUCGAGCGCGGAGAUAGUGUUCAAGAACGGCUCAAGAUCAAGAAACAAACAAUUUACUUUUCUAGUUGGGCAAAGAUUCUUCAAUUAAAUGCCUUCCGGGCAAUACUUACUGAAGGAUUGCAUGUACAUUUUCAGGAAAAUGAAUUGCUCCAAGCAAUCUUUGAAUUCGUGCCGCCUCCCACCUUGGUUUCCGGUCGACUAAGACCUGACUCAGCUUUAGGUUUUCAUACUACUGGGUCGGAUACAGAUAGCUCGGUAACAAAUAAAAAGAAUAGGAAAUUGAAGGGUAAAAAACAUGAUAAAAGAAAAAAAGGUGAUCUUUUAGAAGUUGGUUAG
Molecule: messenger RNA, 1401 nt
Organism: Dentiscutata erythropus
Lineage: Eukaryota; Fungi; Glomeromycota; Glomeromycetes; Diversisporales; Gigasporaceae
Source: the annotation of a GenBank genome assembly